AUGUCCGACAGCUCCGUUAUUGGUGUUGUCCUUAUUGCCAGACAUGGCGAUAGGUUGGAGCACUUCGAGGAUCCCUAUACCUUCGCGGUGUCUGCCGCUACCAUAACUCCUCUUGGGGAGCAACAAGAGUGGCAGUUGGGCAACUUCUUGCGUUCAACUUACCUCGACCCUACCUCGCCAUCGUACAUACAGGGAAUCGCGCCUUCGACUUCUAUCUUCAAUGGUAGUCAGGUCGCUGUGUAUGCGGACAAUGACUUUCCCGUCGAUGAUGUCGUCAUGGACAGCGCUGCAGCACUCGUCCAAGGUCUUUGGCAGCCCACGCCGCUCCAGAACAUCACCCUCGCCAAUGGGACGACUAUCACGAAUCCGCUCGAUGGCUAUCAGUAUGUUCCUAUCAACGGAAUCAAUCCUGACCUGGAAUUUUAUCUCGAAGGAAGUACUGAUUGCACUAAUUUCCUCAGCCGGGCUAGCGAGCUCUAUAAUUCUACGCUCUUUGAAGAGGUGUCCGAGGAGGCUGCGCCCUUCUUUGACGAACUGCCACCUUAUGUCGGCAACCGGUCCAUUGAACUGCAGAACGCGUGGAACAUCUAUGAUUACAUGAACGUUCAAUAUGUCCACAACGCAACGUAUGCCGCAAGCCUUCCUCCGACUUUCCUAGAGCAGGCACGUGGUCUUGCCAACUGGGAGCAAUAUCAAGUGUUCAGUGAUCCUACAUUCGGCGGCAUUGGGGAUAUUGCAUUCACGUCUAUGAUCCCGGCUGUCAUCGAUUCAUUCAACGCCUUCACGAACACUUCCAACGGACUCUUGCUGAGUUACUAUGCCGUCAACUACAGGCCCUUCCUCAGUUUGUUCAACAUGACCGGAGUGGUCGCCGAUGGCUCAGUUCCCGAGGCAUUCGUCAACCUCGCCGCAGCCGUGGUGCUCGAGCUCCGCAACUCGUCCUCGUCGUCCGAACCCGUCAUCCGCUUCCAGUUCAAGAACGGCACGGACGACGCCGAGCUGCACACGCUGCCGCUGGUGUUUGGCGACUGGAACGGCACCGUGUCCGGAACGGACGUUCCGCUGUCGACCUUCGUCGCGGCCUUCCAGCCUGUCGGCAUCAACAACACCCUCGAAUGGUGCCAGGUCUGCGGACAGACAACUGAGCGUGGCUGCGACGUUGCGCUCGCCGCUGCGAGCGCCGGCGUCACUGACUCGGUGUACCUCGCUCUCAACUCGAGCUCGAGCCCGGCUGCCGUUACCAUUGUAAUGGCGCAUGAGCGUAUCACCCCGUUGGCGGCGGGCUUCCUCGGUGCAGGGCUGACUGCCGCUGUGUUCCUGCUCGUCUUGGCAGGUUUGCUAUUCUCUUGGGGACGCGGGAAGAAGGAUAGGAAGGUGCCCGCUGAUGCAGUCAUCCACUUCGACGAUCACGUCAGGGAGUACGUUGACGAGAAGCAGCCUUCGUUCUGA
Molecule: messenger RNA, 1449 nt
Organism: Laetiporus sulphureus 93-53
Lineage: Eukaryota; Fungi; Basidiomycota; Agaricomycetes; Polyporales; Laetiporaceae
Product: phosphoglycerate mutase-like protein
Exons: 8
Coding region: 1-1449 (482 amino acids)
Biological process (GO): dephosphorylation
Molecular function (GO): phosphatase activity
Source: RefSeq, a predicted model, not a curated record